AUGGUUCUUCAAAGACGAGAAACUGAUGAAGAACAAGAAAUGAUUACUGUUUUUACUAACUACAAGAGCAAGGAAAAGUCUAUCAUAGAAAAAAUUAUUACUUUCUAUCAAUUUCUCAAAGAUGAAGACUUUAUUAACUUCGCACAUCAUUUACAGAUCGCUUGUGAUAUAUGCCAUCAACAAUCAUUCGAACUUAUUGAACUUAUUAGGGAUAUUUUCGCAAAUAUUUCUCAACAAAAUAAAGAUUCUCUCAAAAAUGCAUUACAGACUACAUUUCGAGAAAGUUUCUUCGAAACAUCCGGAUACUACCGUGUAUCAACAUUCUCUGGAUUACUUUGUCGAAAUAAUUUUAUAUCCCAGCAAUAUGUUCUUGAUGCAUUCAUGGAAUUCUUGAACAAAGAGGAAGUAACAACAACUCAACGUAACGAGAUGUAUAUAAUACAAGUUCUUUUUUGGUGUGGAGAUAUUUUGAACCAAUUUAAUCGAAAAGUCACUUCAAAAAUCCUUAAAAGACUUGAAAGAAGAGGAUACCCAGUUCACUCCAUAUUCAAAAACAAUUUCCAAAUCUCUCACGACAUAAAUACUGAAGGAUUAAAUCCAUUUACAGAUUACUACUGCUUCAAGUACGAUGACGUAUCAUAUCUUCAAAAGCAAGCAUCAAGCCCUAACUUUGAUGUCAACAGAAAUUACGAAGUCCCAAUUUGGGAAUUAGAUCUGAUCAGAUACAGAGAAGUUCCGCUUAUUUCAGCUGCUGCAUUUUAUGGAGCUGAAAAAUGCUUCAGAUACUUACAACUUACGGGCGCAAGUAUAAUUACGCAAAAUGACAUCCAAGCUGGCCAAUUUAGACCAGGUCCAGUAGCUCUUGCAGCCAUGGCAAGGAUGAGUAAGAACCAGGAUAUACCAGAUAAGGAAUAUCUAUAUUCUUACUCGAAUAAAAUUUUCAAAAUCUUUUUCCAACGCUAUCAAUCCAAUUUUGCGUUCAUUCGUGAUCAUCCUGGACCUGCAGAAUUUGCAAUUGCUGGAAAUAACAUCAAAAUCCUCCAUACAAUACUUCAAGAUAACGAUGAUGCUUUAAGAUAUCCUCUGAUCAUGGCAGCGGCCUAUAACAGGGUCAUAGAGUUCGAUUGGCUUCGUACAAGGUCAACCAUUGAGAAGGAAACCCAAGAAAACUUGAUUACUUUCUUAGUUUUAAAUGAUAACGAGAUCAUGUUCAGAAAACUUAUCAGAGAAGACUUAUUAAACACAGAAACAUCAUCUCUUUAUAUAAUGCAAUCUUCCAGAUGCGCAAUGGAACUUCUUUCUCGUUAUAAUUCUUCAUUAGGAAAUUACUUCCAAUACAGACAAAUUGCAGUAUUCAACUCUGAUAUAAACCAAAAGAAGAAUCCAAUUAUAGAGCAAAUAUCUAAUAAAGCUACUCCAGCAAUUACAAAUGAGAAGAAUCUUGAUACUUUGAAGAUGCUUUUGAACAAACGAGAAAUUGACGUUGACCAGAAUGCAUCAUUCUGUGAUCCGGCUUUAAACUCUCCAAAUGAUAACAUUCCUGAUGAAUGCGCAAAAGAAUUGUUAUUAUCUGACGAUGUGGCGGUUUUCUUCGAUAAAGUAGGAAGAGAUUACAUCAUUGAGCUUAUACAAUCAAACAAAUUCUCAAUUGUUGAAUGGGCUCUUCAACAAGAAAAAAUUAUUAAAAAGUAUAAGAUGGAACAGCUCAUUGCUAACUCUAAUAGCUUAGAAAUGAAAAACCUUAUUAAGAAAUGCUUCAAUAAGUAA
Trichomonas vaginalis G3 is the source of this 1767-nucleotide messenger RNA. Its product is annotated as protein ubiquitination. The record is from RefSeq and is a predicted model, not a curated record. The transcript has a single exon. Bases 1 to 1767 code for a protein of 588 amino acids. NCBI's taxonomy places the organism in Eukaryota, Parabasalia, Trichomonadida, Trichomonadidae.